This is a messenger RNA of Kogia breviceps (pygmy sperm whale), 1156 nucleotides long. It is a transcript of the gene TMEM116, whose product is annotated as transmembrane protein 116. The record is from RefSeq and is a predicted model, not a curated record. Gene Ontology annotation, molecular function: G protein-coupled receptor activity. Gene Ontology annotation, biological process: adenylate cyclase-activating G protein-coupled receptor signaling pathway. Lineage: Eukaryota; Metazoa; Chordata; Mammalia; Artiodactyla; Physeteridae. Gene Ontology annotation, cellular component: plasma membrane.
UUGCAGUUCUUCGAUGGCUCUCCUCUUUUUCAAAGAUGACGAAGCCAGCCGUCAUUUCUUCCUGCCUUUGGUCCGUCAGGCAGUCGGUUGGGACCUGUUGCUACCUUCGUUAUUUUCUGCAAUACAGUGGAUACAGUUUGUUAUGGCUACUCUGAGUGUUAUAGGUUCAAGUUCACUUAUUGCCUAUGCUGUAUUCCAGAACAUACAGAAAUCUCCAGAGAUAAGGCCACUCGUUUAUCUGAGCUUCUCUGACCUCCUCCUGGGUAUAUACUGGCUCACUGAGGCACUUCUCUCUGGAACUUCAGCAGCCAAUAAGGACAUUGUCUGCUAUAACUUGCAAGCAGUUGGACAGAUAUUCUACAUUUCCUCAUUUUUCUACACUGUCAAUUACAUCUGGUACCUGUACAAAGAGCUGAGGAUGAAACCCCACCAGAGUGGACAGAGCACAGUUCCACUGGUUAUAGGUUAUACCUGUCGAGUUAGUCAAAUAGCCAUCAUUUUGUCAAGCCUGAUACCUCUACUAUUGAUGAUACCUGUAUUCUGUUUGGGCAAUGCCAGUGAAUGUUUCCGCAACUUCAGCCAGAGCCACAGGUGUAUCCUGAUGUACUCACCACCAACAGCCAUGGCUAAAGUCCUGCCUUCUGCCAACACAUCAGUGUGUAGCACACUUUAUUUUUAUGGGCUUAUCAUUUUCCUGGCCAGCUUUCUACUCAGCCUCCUCACCAUUGUGGUCUUACUCAUUCAAGCCCAGACACUUUAUAAGAAGUUUCUGAAAUCGACUGGCUUUCUGGGGAGUGAACAGUGGGCAGUGAUUCACAUUGUGGAGCAGCGAGUACGCUUCUACCCAGUGGCCUUCUUUUGCUGCUGGGGCCCAGCUGUCAUUCUGAUGAUCAUAAAGAUGACUAAGCCACAGGACACCAAACUUCACAUGGCCCUCUAUGUUCUCCAGGCUCUAACAGCAUCAUCUCAGGGUCUGCUCAACUGUGGAGUAUACGGCUGGACACAGUACAAGUUCUGUCAACUAAAGCAAGAGGCUCGGCAUGAUGCAGACACCCAGACACCAUUAUUAUGCUCACAGAAGAGAUUCUAUAGCAGGGGCCUAGAUCCAUUGGAGUCUACCAUUGCUUUUGCUACUAGCACCUCCACCAUUCUUUGA